Didymodactylos carnosus is the source of this 921-nucleotide messenger RNA. The record is from the annotation of a GenBank genome assembly. Lineage: Eukaryota; Metazoa; Rotifera; Eurotatoria; Philodinida; Philodinidae.
AUGCUUGGUUCCAUCUUUCAGAUUGUUGAUGUACGUGAUGAUGAUAAUCGAGUGUGGAUUAUUCGAAUGACAUUAUGCUCUGCUGAUGAUCAUCAUUUGAAGACUAUUUUUGAACAUAUGAAAAAUGAGCAUGGCGGUGGAGAAAAAAAUCUUCUCUCAUUUGGAAAUGUCUUAGCAGAUAUGGGGAAAUUUGAUGAAGCUGAGAAAUAUUAUCAUCGUUUACUUAAACAUCUACCUCCUUAUGAUCCAGAUAUUGCUCGUUGUUAUCAUGGUCUUGGGAAUGUUACUGAUGAAAAAGGUGAUUAUGAUUCAAGUCUUGAAUGGCAUAAAAAAUCACUCGAACUGAGAACCAAGGCAUUAAAACUAGAUCAUCCUCAUCUUGCAACAAGUUAUAUUAGUAUUGGAUGUGCUUAUUUUAAUAAAGAAGAUUAUGAACAAGCACUUGAAUCAUAUAAUACAGCAUUCGAUAUUAUCAAAAAAGCAUUUGAUGGAAGUCAUCCAGAUAUUGCAAUGUGUUUAAAUAAUAUAGGUUGUGUCUAUGAACGACAAAAGAAUUAUUUCAAAGCACUUCAAUGUCAUCAAAAGGCAUCGGAGAUUCGUUUGGAAUAUUUACCUGAACAUCAUCCUGAUAUUGGUCAAUCACAUCAUAAUAUUGGAAAUAUUCAUCGCAGUCUUGGUCAAUAUGAACCUGCGUUUAAACAUUAUAAUGAAUCACUUACAAUCAAAAUAAACUCUCUACCAUCAGAGCAUCGUGAUAUUGCUUUAACACUUGAAAACAUUGCUAACGUUUAUAAGGAUAAAGGAGAAUUACAAGAAGCAUUGUCGUAUUACAAGAGAGCUGAGACUAUCUAUGAUCAUUCAUUACCUUCAAACCAUCCAAGUGUCAUACAAAUUAAAGAAUAUAUUGAAUAUCUAUCUUAA